Molecule: messenger RNA, 830 nt
Organism: Macrobrachium nipponense
Lineage: Eukaryota; Metazoa; Arthropoda; Malacostraca; Decapoda; Palaemonidae
Exons: 5
Coding region: 133-501 (122 amino acids)
Source: RefSeq, a predicted model, not a curated record
CUUAACUUGAAAGAACCACUGCUUUUCUCCGAGUCAGUUGUCGACACUUGGCUCCAGGAGGUCCUCGCUCGAAGAUCGGCUCCGAGGAAAGAAAGUCUUCGAGGAUUCGAGGAGCUUUAGUGCAAAGAUAAGAUGGGUCACUACAACGUCAGAUUUCUCGCUCUCUUAGCAAUCGUAGCAUCUGCAGCGCCAUCUAGCGGAGAGAUAUUGUACGGCGAGACGGCUACCAUCACGUUCGAAGACUGGGCUGCUAACUUGGCCCCGGGCUACACUCUCUCCCAGACGAACAUCGAAGGGCGGACCUGCUACUGCAAGACACCCCUCGCAGGGGAGACUCCUGCCCUGGGCAUCGGCUCCGCAGGUGCCCAGCCUUCGGGGAGCAAGUUCGAGUUCGUCUUCACUGGUGUUCCCCCGUUGUACGACGAAGGUCAGCCGGAGUCUUCCUUCGACUAUUUGUAUUUGACGAAUCCCGCCGCCAGAAAGGAGAAGGAUUUGCUCUGAAGGACUCUCCCUAAAGGACGAUUUUCAAAGGAUCUAUGGAAGGAUUACGCAUCGCCAUUCCUAUGGUUCGUCAUUGACAAAGGAAUGAAGUAAACAAAACGACUUGGGAUUUUUGCUGGAGUGUAUAGAAUAUUGUCCGACCAUCUCCUGUACAAUUUCUCAUCUACAUAGUGCGAAAGAGGCGUGACCAGUAUUAAAAGACCACUUUGGUAUCUGCAAAUUUCGUUUUAGAAAUUUCUAACAUUUGUAGGAAUGUUCAACAAUGGGUAUUUGUGUCUUACUGCUGUCUAUCUCGUGUUUACUUUCCUAACUUUUAACUGUAUGUAUAG